AUGGUGAAUCUAGAAGAGAGCAAGCUUGACUGUCUGAGACACGGCGGACUCUCAGCGGCUGUUGUGACUUUGAGAGAAAGCGCGAUCAACUCUACAUUGCGAAUUGACAAGCAGGUAAAAUCGAGGCAGCAGCGCGCUCUGAGCGUGGACGUGGACGUGGGACGUGGGACGUGGGACGUGGACGUGGACGUGGUUCGUGUCGUAUUUGUCACUUUAUCCAAGGUGCACAUGGCGCUUCCAGUCGUCUAUUCGCACGCAAGCAUCCGAGAUCGAAAGAGCUAG
Molecule: messenger RNA, 282 nt
Organism: Ustilago hordei
Lineage: Eukaryota; Fungi; Basidiomycota; Ustilaginomycetes; Ustilaginales; Ustilaginaceae
Exons: 1
Coding region: 1-282 (93 amino acids)
Source: RefSeq, a predicted model, not a curated record